This is a messenger RNA of Pangasianodon hypophthalmus (striped catfish), 6380 nucleotides long. RefSeq names its product ATP-binding cassette, sub-family C (CFTR/MRP), member 3 (gene abcc3). Gene Ontology annotation, molecular function: ATP hydrolysis activity; ATP binding; ABC-type transporter activity. The transcript is spliced from 31 exons. Bases 212 to 4828 code for a protein of 1538 amino acids. The record is from RefSeq and is a predicted model, not a curated record. Gene Ontology annotation, cellular component: membrane. Gene Ontology annotation, biological process: transmembrane transport. Lineage: Eukaryota; Metazoa; Chordata; Actinopteri; Siluriformes; Pangasiidae.
CGAGCUCCGGAGGGUUUCUGGUGCUCCGCGAUAGCGGGGAGGCCAAGACUUACCCCUGUGCUGUCCGUCUCUCAGUCGAGUUACACCCUUCUGGUCAGUCGUGUGUGUGUGUGAGUGUGUGUGAGAUAUAUGUUUGGCAGAAGAAGCUGAGCAGACCUGAAGCUGCGUACUUUCUGCCUGAGGAAGAGUGGGCUUGAGGAGCAGCGGCCAGAUGGAGGUUUUGUGCGGAUCUCAACUUCCCUUCUGGGACCUGAAUCUGACCCUAUACCAUAACAACCCUGAUCUCACAGAGUGCUUUCAGCUUUCUGUGCUUCCAUGGAUCCCCUGCAUCUACCUGUGGCUGGUCUUCCCUUUUUACUUCAUUUACCUCAAGUUGAACAACAGAGGCUAUAUUAUGAUGUCUAUAUUAAACAGAAUAAAAACGGUGUUUGGCUUGAUUUUAUGGAUUGUGUGCUGGACAGACCUCUUUGCCUCGUUCAGUGAAAUGGAGCAGGGGAUUUUCAGACCUCCAAUAUACUUUGUUACUCCAUUAGUACUUGGCAUGACUAUGCUAUUAGCCACCUUUCUUAUCCAGUUUGAGCGUCUGAAAGGGGUGCAGUCCUCUGGAGUGCUUUUUAUAUUUUGGGUGAUCUCCGUACUGUGUGCCAUCGUGCCUUUUCGCUCAAAGAUCCUUCAGGCCCGCCAAGAGGAUGAUAUUAAAGACAAACUGCGGUUCACAACAUUCUACAUGUAUUUUGGCCUCGUGAUGGGAGAACUCAUUCUGUCCUGCUUCAGUGAGAAGCCUCCACACUUCUCCAGCGCAGUCACAGAUCCUAAUCCAUGUCCAGAAUCAUCUGCUGGCUUCCUCUCAAGAAUGACCUUUUGGUGGUUUACAAGCAUGGCAAUAAAAGGCUACAAAUCUCCACUGGAAAACAAAGACCUGUGGUCCCUGAACAAGGAUGACAGCUCAGAGGUGGUGGUACCCAAACUCCUCAAGGAGUGGGAAGUGGAAAAGUCUAAAGUACAUAGGUCUGCACAGGAAAUGAAUGGGCAGGCCGUAUACUCUAAAGCUGAGUCAGAGAGCAACCACGUGGGUGUAAAUCCUGAGGAGGUGGAAGUGCUACUCUCCAAGAAGAAGGAGUCACAGCAACCUUCCUUCCUACGUGCCCUAAUCAGAGCCUUUGGGCCCUACUUCCUCAUUGGCUCAGCCUUCAAGCUGCUACAGGAUAUCAUCGUCUUCAUCAACCCUCAGCUGCUCAGGAUGCUGAUUGCGUUCACCAAAAACAAGAAUGUGCCAUCGUGGUGGGGCUUCGCUCUGGCCUUCCUCAUGUUUGGUUGUGCCCUGCUGCAGACACUCAUCCUGCAUCAGCACUUUCAGUACUGCUUCGUUACAGGCAUGAGGCUGCGCACAGCUAUCAUCGGUGCCAUCUACAGAAAGUCGCUGGUCAUUACUAAUGAAGCGAAGCGUUCUUCCACUGUGGGAGAGAUCGUUAACUUGAUGUCCGUGGAUGCUCAGCGCUUUAUGGACCUCACCACGUUCCUGAACAUGCUGUGGUCUGCACCGCUGCAGAUCAUACUGGCUCUCUUCUUCCUCUGGCAGACUCUGGGCCCCUCUGUCCUGGCAGGUGUUGCUGUUAUGGUUCUCCUAAUUCCUUUUAAUGCUGUGAUUGCCAUGAAAACCAGAGCAUACCAGGUGGAGCAGAUGCAGUACAAAGAUGCUCGCAUCAAGGUGAUGAAUGAAAUCCUGAACGGGAUGAAAGUGCUGAAGCUCUACGCCUGGGAGCACUCCUUCAAGGAGAAGGUCCUACAAAUUCGGCAAAAGGAGCUCGACGUGCUGCGCAAGUCUGGCUACCUUAGUGCCCUGUCUGUCAUGGCCUGGACAAGCGCCCCCUUUCUGGUUGCUAUGACAACAUUUGCCGUGUAUGUGACUGUGGACAAAAACAACGUCUUAGAUGCAGAGAAGGCCUUUGUCUCACUUUCUCUGUUCAACAUCUUAAGAUUUCCCCUGAACAUGCUUCCACAGGUCAUAAGCAGCGUCAUGCAGGCUAGCGUGUCUCUCAAGCGUAUCCAGCAAUUCUUGAGUCAUGAUGAGCUGGACCCAGACAGCGUGGAUAGAAAGCCUGCAGCUUCGGAAUAUGCUGUAACUGUUGUGAACGGGAAAUUCUCAUGGGCCAAGAAAGAUCCGCCUGCUCUUCAAAACAUUAAUGUGAUGGUGCCCCAGGGCUCAGUGUUAGCAGUGGUGGGUCAUGUAGGAUGUGGGAAAACAUCUCUUGUGUCAGCUCUGCUAGGAGAGAUGGAGAAGCUAGAUGGGGAGAUGUCCAUAAGGGGUUCCGUGGCUUAUGUGCCACAGCAGGCGUGGAUCCAGAAUGCCACACUGAGAGACAACAUCCUGUUCGGCAGACCUUACAUAGAGGAGAAGUACCGCCGUGUGCUGGAUGCCUGCGCCCUUACCACUGAUCUCGAAGUACUUCCUGGAGGUGACCAAACAGAGAUAGGAGAGAAGGGAAUUAAUCUUUCUGGAGGUCAGAGGCAGAGGGUGAGUUUGGCCAGGGCUCUGUACAGUGAAGCAGACGUUUACCUCCUGGAUGACCCGCUGUCUGCUGUGGAUGCCCAUGUCGCCAAGCACAUCUUUGACAAUGUCAUUGGGCCAGAGGGAGCACUCCGUCAAAAGACACGAAUCCUGGUGACCCACGGCAUCAGCUUCCUGCCCCAGGUGGAUAACAUCAUGGUGCUAGUGGAGGGCAGGGUAUCAGAGAUGGGAUCUUACCAGGACUUGCUCAAUGAGAAUGGGGCCUUCGCUGAGUUCCUGAGGAACUACUCUGUAGAGGACAUAAUGGAGGAUGACGAAGUGACAGAGGUGCUGAUUGAUGAGGAAGAGUUAUUCCCUGAUGAUGCUCUCAGUACCCACACUGAUAUGGUGGACCAGGAACCUGCAGUCAAUGAGGCUCGAAGGCAGUUUAUGAGGCAAAUCAGCAUCAUGUCUAAUGAUAUGGAGAACACAAGGGCGAAAUCAGUACGCAAACGUCGCUUCAGCGAGAGGAGGCAUGGAGAGCCACCGCAGGAGAAGAAAGAGUCCAAAGUGGAGAAGCUUAUCCAGGCUGAGACUACAGAGACGGGCCGGGUGAAACUCAAGGUUUAUUGGGAGUAUGUGAAAGCUGUGGGGCCUUUGAUGUCCAUUUUCAUCUGCUUCCUGUAUGGCGCUCAGAGUGCAGCAGCUAUCGGGGCCAACAUUUGGCUCACCGUGUGGACUAAUGACACCGAGAAGAGCAACAGAGAAGACGAUGUACCAAUGAGAGUGGGGGUGUAUGCAGCACUGGGCAUUACACAAGGUGUGCUGAUUCUGGCCAACUCUUUACUGAGCCGGGCCUACGGUAUGCUGAAGGCUGCCCACAUCACCCACCUCCACAUGCUUGGUGCUGUUCUGAGGGCGCCGCAGGCCUUUUUUGAGUCCAACCCCUCAGGGCGUGUGUUGAAUCGCUUCAGCAAAGAUGUGGACACAAUAGACUCUCUUAUUCCAGAAAAUAUCGAUAUCUGGAUGCGCACUUUCUGGUACACAGUCUCUGUGCUGGUCAUAUGCUCUGCCCUCACCCCUAUGUUCUUCAUAGUCAUAGUGCCGUUAAUGAUGUUCUAUUGGUGGGUCCAGAGAUUUUAUGUAGCCACCUCACGGCAGCUAAAGAGACUGGAGUCGGUCAGUAGAUCCCCUAUAUACUCUCAUUUUUCGGAGACCAUCACUGGCACUAGCGUGAUCCGUGCUUAUGGGCUCAGCACUUCUUUUGUGCUCAUGAGUGAUAUGAAAGUGGAUGAGAACCAAAAGAGUUACUACCCUGGUAUUGUUUCCAACAGGUGGUUGGGGGUACGGAUUGAGUUUAUUGGAAAUUGCAUUGUGCUGUUUGCUGCUCUGUUUGCCGUUAUCGGGAAGGACAACCUCAGCGAAGGACUUGUGGGGCUCUCUGUCACUUAUGCCCUGCAGGUCACCAUGUCCUUGAACUGGAUGGUGAGAAUGACCUCUGACCUUGAGAGCAACAUUGUUGCUGUAGAGAGAGUGAAGGAGUACUCAGAGACACCACCUGAGGCACCAUGGGAGGUGGAGGACAAAAAGCCUUCAUCUGACUGGCCUCCUGAGGGCAAUGUGGAGUUUACUGACUACAGUGUGAGGUAUCGGGAGGGACUUGACUUGGUGCUGAGGAAUAUUUCUCUCCAGGUGAAAGGAGGAGAAAAGAUUGGCAUUGUGGGUAGGACUGGAGCAGGCAAGUCCUCCAUGACGCUGUGUCUGUUCCGUCUGCUGGAGGCAGCAGGAGGGGAAAUUACCAUUGACGGAGUAAAGAUUGCUGAGAUCGGCCUGCAUGACCUAAGAACCAAACUCACCAUAAUCCCCCAGGAACCAGUUCUGUUCUCAGGGACGUUGAGGAUGAACCUUGACCCUUUUGACAAAUACAGUGAUGAUGAUAUUUGGAACGCUCUGAAACUGUCUCAUCUACAUAAGUUUGUCAGCAACCAGCAAGCUAAACUCGAGUUGGAGUGCACGGAAGGAGGAGAGAAUUUAAGUGUGGGACAGAGGCAACUUGUCUGUUUGGCUCGAGCUUUGCUAAGGAAGACCAGAAUCCUCAUCCUUGAUGAAGCCACAGCUGCUAUUGACUUGGAGACAGAUGAUCUCAUCCAGUCCACCAUCCGCACACAGUUCGAGGACUGCACAGUCUUCACCAUCGCUCACAGACUCAACACCAUCAUGGACUACACAAGAGUUCUGGUUUUGGACAAGGGACAGAUAGCAGAGUUUGACACACCAGCAAACCUUAUUGCACAGAAAGGAAUAUUCCAUGGCAUGGCAAGAGACGCAGGGUUGGCGUGAGCCGUCAAAGCUGUACAAACACAACAGUGCCUUCAUCCACAGUGAGACAGUGAAUGUAUCUUUGUUUUGUUACUCAGCUGGACCUGUAAUUGUUUUUGCAUUAUUGUUAUUUUAUAUGAACUCAGUGCUACUGUUACUUUGGCCACUGAAUUUUAAUAAUGAACCAGUCUAUUUUUGUACUGUAUUAUUUAAGUUACUUUUGAGGCUUUGCCAUAGGGAAAAUAUGCUGUUGAAAUAAAGGUGCCAUUCCUUUUUGUACAGUACAUAUUUUAUUACCAACGUGGAAUUAUGUUACUUUUACUGUCUAAAGCAAUAGUGCAUUGUUUUGUUGUCAUCAGGAAGUUCCAAAGUUGUUUUUUUGACCAAAUUUUGUGCGUGACAAUCAGAUUCAGCACGACAUGCAAGUCUGAGAUGUCUGAAGUGUGUCCAGACUGGACCCAUGCUUUAGAUUGAUUAGACUUCAGCACAGAAGCAUUAAUAUUGUGGCCCUCUGUAUUUUAAUGUUUUGAGUUAAAGGGAUCAUAUCUAUUUCUUCCUUCAGCAGCUACACCUCAUAUGAGCCAGGCUUGCACUGUUUGCUCCAGGUCCAUUUAGAUUCAGAUAUAAAGAACAGCUUUUACUGAUUAAGUUGAUUAGAUUCCUAAGCAACUUUAUACUGUGAGCAAAUGGCAAUCUGUAUGCUGUGAACAUGUGAAAACACAUGAGGUCUAUUUUCUGAAUAAUGAAACGAGAUUUUUAUAUUUCAUUUGUAAACAAAAAUAUGAUUAUAUGUAAGACUGUAAGAAAAACACUAUGAGAGAUUUUAAUAAAACUGAGAAACAUUACGGGGUGAAUGAUCCAAGAUAUGUUUUACAACUUUAUUAUGUAAUUCACUUCGUGUAUAAAUCAUAUUAUAAAUUAAAACUUAAUAAUCUUGCUCAUACUGUGCCUCACUUUUUUCAUCAAGUUUUCCCAAAUAGCACGCAUAUGUUGGCAUGACAUGCGCAUUUGUACGUCUGAAGUUGAAACAACCUAAUUUCUAAUUGGGAAGGCAUUGGCACAAAAGUUCUGACCAAUCCCCAUCACUCCUACGGAUGGUUUGAGCAAUCCCAAUCUCUCCCACAGUUUUUUUUUACAUGUAUCUGCCCACCGUAUUUUCUAAUGAACUUAGUUGGUUCUACUUUCAAAAAUAUAAACAAAUAUUGUUUAUAUAAUAUAAACCAAAGCAGUACUGAUAUAAAGCAAUUAAAGAUGAUGGAUAAAUGUUAAUGAACUUGGACUUUCUUUCUGCAAGUUUCAAACCUGACUACCCACUCCUGUGGAGAUUUUGUGACAGACAGAAAAGCAAUCACACUUGACGGGAAACAUACAGUGCAUCAGGGAAUUACAUUAACUUCUGAACAAAGUCAGCAUUUAAUUCCUAAAAAAAGCAAUCCCCUGCUAAUUGUUUUUCAAUGAAAAGACCAGCUUCUGUAUAUCACUAAUGAAAAGCAAUACAGUUUGUUUAUUGUUUUUCUCAUGAACGGAAGCACACAGUGACAUGCAAUGCUUAUAACUGUAAAAAAAAAAUAAA